Danaus plexippus (monarch butterfly) is the source of this 1227-nucleotide messenger RNA. RefSeq lists its product as uncharacterized. NCBI's taxonomy places the organism in Eukaryota, Metazoa, Arthropoda, Insecta, Lepidoptera, Nymphalidae. Bases 1 to 1227 code for a protein of 408 amino acids. The record is from RefSeq and is a predicted model, not a curated record. The transcript has a single exon. Gene Ontology annotation, molecular function: nucleic acid binding; RNA-DNA hybrid ribonuclease activity.
AUGGUAGUCACGCGCAAGCUUAAGUACGACACUCCGGUUGUGCAGCUGGGCGGGGUUGACAUUUCGAUGGUGAACGAGCUCAAGAUCCUCGGGGUCAUCGUCGACAGUAAACUAACCUUUAACAGUCACGUUGCCUACGCUUGUCGUAAGGCAACGGACCUGUAUAGGAAACUGUCGACGAUGGCUCGGGUGGAAUGGGGCUUGUGCUCGGAGAUCAUCAGGACGAUAUAUUUCGCGGUCGUCGAACCGACGAUACUGUACGGCGCGAGCUCCUGGGCGAAGGCCGCCGAAAAGAUCUCUGUGCAAAGGUCCUUUGCUACCGUCCAGAGGGGAUUUGCACAGAAGAUUGCUAGGUCACAUCGGACGGUGUCGCUCAACGCAGCGCUCACGCUGGCCGGGCUCCUCCCGCUUGACCUCCGGGUCUGGGAGGCGGCCCGAUUGUUCGAGAGCAAACGGGGACGCCCGAUCGACGAGCUGGACUCCCGCGAACUGGAGGAGCGUGUGGCCUUUACCGAGGCUCCUCACCCUGCCAGUGAGCCGGACGUAGAUUACGUAUGUCUGGAAGGUAUGCUCCCCGAACAUGUAGCUCAGCUACACCUUCCCGAGCAUCUGAUUUACACUGACGGUAGUAAGUCUGAUGACGGGGUCGGGGCAGCGUACACUUAUUGGCGGGAUGGGGUCGAGGUCCGGACGAGACGGUUGAGGCUGGAGCCGAUGUGCACCGUCUUUCAGGCGGAGUUGCUAGCGAUAGCCAGGGCUACGGACCUGGUUGUCGAGAGGAACUUCGCCAGCGCGGCGGUGCUAAGCGACUCCCGUUCUUCGCUGGACUUGAUCCGGAACCCGGACACGCGCCAUCCCCUCGCUACCCAUAUUCGGAAGAAUAUUAGGGAGUUGCAGGGGAGGGGUAAAACCCUCCGGUUCUUUUGGGUGAAGGCUCACGUCGGGAUACCCGGCAACGAGCGCGCCGACGAAUUGGCCAGGCUAGCGGCCAAGGCUAGGGUCGCCCCGGCCUAUGACAGGUGUCCAAUCUCAUAUGUCAAACGACGACUGAGAGAGGGCGCGGUCCGGCGCUGGAACAGUAGGUACACCGAAGGAGCCACAGCGGAGGUCACCCGCAUGUUCUUCCCUGAUGCAUGGUGCGCUUAUCGGACCAUGAGGUGCCUCGACAGGACGUCUGGGUGGGCGCAAGUGCUGACGGGGCAUGGAGGAUUCGCGGCAUACUUAUAA